UCCUCCAAGUGCCGUUUCGGUUUAACCUAGUGUGUGACUGUGAGUCUGUGUGAGGGAGCGAGUGAGUGUGUGAGGUAUUGAGGUGAGGCGGAAGCUAGAAACGGGGCUCCCUCAAGAGCGAGGGACAAAGGGGGUGUGAGGCGCCUAGGCCGCGGGACCCCAGCGACAGGAAGCCGCCCCGAGCCGGGCUACCGGGUAGGGGAAGGGCCCGCGCAGUCCUCACAGGGCCCCAGAGCCCGAGUCGGCCCCACAGCCCCGGGCCGCCGGCUUCCUACUUCCUCGACCUCCUUCCUGGGCGCCUAGGCCUGAGGAUUGGCUCGGCUGGAGUUGGAGGGGAAACAGACUCGAGCGGCAGUCCGUUGUCUCACAACUCCACUGCUGAGGAACUCUCAUUUCUUCUCUGGCUCCUUCACCCCCUACCUCAUGUAGGAGGGUGCUGAGGAGUCGGGAGGGAGGAGGAGCCUGGGCUACCGUCCCUUCCCUCCCCACCCCCUUGUAGGGGUGAUUUGGUAGGCGUGGGGCUGGGGUUGGGGGGGAGGGUGGGGGGUUACUUUUUGGAGUGCUGGGGAACUUUUUCCCCUUUUUGAGGCCUGGGGAAAGGGAAUGCCCAAUCCAGAGAGACAUGGGGGCAAGAAGGACGGGAGCGGAGGAGCUUCUGGAACUUUGCAGCCGUCAUCGGGAGGUGGCAGCUCCAACAGCAGAGAGCGUCACCGCUUGGUGUCGAAGCACAAGCGGCAUAAGUCCAAACACUCCAAAGACAUGGGGUUGGUGACCCCCGAAGCAGCACCUUUGGGUACAAUUAUCAAACCUUUGGUGGAGUAUGAUGACAUUAGCUCUGAUUCUGAUACCUUCUCUGACGACAUGGCCUUCAAACUGGACAGGAGGGAGAAUGAUGAACGUCGCGGGACUGAUCGGAGUGACCGACUGCACAAACACCGUCACCAUCAGCACAGACGUUCCCGGGACUUACUAAAAACUAAACAGACAGAGAAAGAAAAAAACCUGGAAACCUUUAGCAAGUCGGGAUCGAUGAAGGACCGGGUAUCAGGAACUUCGAAGCGUUCAAAUGAGGAGAAUGAUGACCAUGGGAAGGCGCAGAUCUCCAAAAGCAGCAGCAACAAGGAAUCCAGGUCAUCCAAACUCCAUAAGGAGAAGACCCGGAAAGAACGUGAGUUGAAGUCUGGGCACAAAGACCGGAGUAAAAGUCAUCGGAAAAGGGAAACACCCAAAAGUUACAAAACAGUGGACAGCCCCAAACGGAGGUCCAGGAGUCCCCACCGGAAAUGGUUGGAUAGCCCCAAGCAAGAUGAUAGCCCGUCAGGAGCUUCUUAUGGCCAAGAUUAUGACCUUAGUCCCCCAAGAUCUCACACUUCUAGCAAUUAUGACUCCUACAAGAAGAGUCCGGGAAGUACCUCAAGAAGGCAGUCCGUCAGCCCACCUUACAAGGAGCCUUCGGCCUACCAAUCCAGCACCCGGUCACCCAGUCCCUACAGUAGAAGACAGAGGUCCGUGAGUCCCUAUAGCCGGCGACGUUCAUCCAGCUAUGAAAGGAGUGGCUCUUACAGUGGGAGAUCACCAAGCCCUUACGGUCGAAGGCGGUCCAGCAGCCCAUUCCUGAGCAAGCGGUCUCUGAGCCGGAGUCCUCUCCCCAGUAGAAAAUCCAUGAAGUCUAGAAGUAGAAGUCCUGUGUAUUCAAGACACUCAUCUUCCCAUAGUAAAAAGAAGAGAUCCGGGUCACGCAGUCGACAUUCCAGUAUCUCACCUGUCAGGCUUCCGUUGAACUCCAGCUUGGGAGCUGAACUCAGUAGGAAAAAGAAGGAAAGAGCAGCAGCUGCUGCUGCAGCAAAAAUGGAUGGAAAGGAAUCCAAGGGUUCACCUAUAUUUUUGCCUAGAAAAGAGAACAGUUCAGUAGAAGCUAAGGAUUCAGGCUUGGAGUCUAAAAAGUUACCCAGGGGUGUAAAAUUGGAAAAAUCUGCCCCAGAUACUGAACUGGUGAAUGUAACACAUCUAAACACAGAGGUCAAAAAUUCUUUAGACACAGGGAAAGUAAAGUCGGAUGAGAACUCUGAGAAGCAUCCUGUCCUGAAAGAUUUGAAAGUACAGGCAACGAAAGACUCUAAACCUGUAGCACUGAAAGAGGAGAUUGUUACUCCAAAAGAGACAGAGACAUCUGAAAAGGAGAUCCUUCCACCUCUCCCCACAGUUACUUCUCCACCUCCUUUACCAACUACUACCCCUCCACCUCAGACACCCCCCUUGCCACCUUUGCCUCCACUACCAGCUAUUCCACAGCAACCACCUCUGCCUCCUCCCCAACCAGCAUUUAGUCAGGUUCUUGCUUCUAGUACUUCAACUUUGCCCCCUUCUACUCACCCACGGACAUCUACUCUGUCCUCUCAGGCAAAUUCUCAGCCCCCUGUACAGGUUUCUGUGAAGACUCAAGUAUCUGUAACAGCUGCUAUUCCACAUCUAAAAACUUCAACGUUGCCUCCUCUGCCUCUCCCACCCUUAUUACCUGGAGAUGAUGACAUGGAUAGUCCAAAAGAAACCCUACCUUCAAAACCUGUAAAGAAAGAGAAGGAACAAAGGCCACGUCACCUACUCACAGACCUCCCUCUCCCUCCAGAGCUCCCUGGUGGGGAUCCAUCUCCCCCAGACUCUCCAGAACCAAAGGCAAUCACACCACCUCAGCAACCAUACAAAAAGAGACCAAAAAUUUGUUGUCCUCGUUACGGAGAAAGAAGACAAACAGAAAGUGACUGGGGGAAACGCUGUGUGGACAAGUUUGACAUUAUUGGGAUUAUUGGAGAGGGAACCUAUGGCCAAGUAUAUAAAGCCAAGGACAAAGAUACAGGAGAGCUAGUAGCUCUGAAGAAGGUGAGACUGGACAAUGAAAAAGAGGGCUUCCCAAUCACAGCCAUUCGCGAGAUCAAAAUCCUUCGCCAGCUAAUCCACCGAAGUGUUGUUAACAUGAAGGAAAUUGUCACAGAUAAGCAAGAUGCACUGGACUUCAAGAAGGACAAAGGAGCCUUUUACCUUGUGUUUGAGUAUAUGGACCAUGACUUAAUGGGACUGUUGGAAUCUGGUUUGGUGCACUUUUCUGAGGACCAUAUCAAGUCAUUCAUGAAACAGCUGAUGGAAGGAUUGGAUUACUGUCACAAAAAGAAUUUCCUGCAUCGGGAUAUUAAGUGUUCUAACAUUUUGCUGAACAACAGUGGGCAGAUCAAACUAGCAGAUUUUGGACUUGCUCGGCUCUAUAAUUCUGAAGAGAGUCGUCCUUAUACAAACAAAGUCAUUACUCUGUGGUACCGACCUCCAGAACUUCUGCUGGGAGAAGAGCGUUAUACACCAGCAAUAGAUGUUUGGAGCUGUGGAUGUAUCCUUGGGGAACUGUUCACAAAGAAGCCUAUUUUUCAAGCCAAUCUGGAACUGGCUCAGCUAGAACUGAUCAGUCGACUCUGUGGUAGCCCUUGUCCAGCUGUGUGGCCUGAUGUUAUCAAGCUGCCCUACUUCAAUACAAUGAAACCGAAGAAGCAGUAUAGAAGGCGCCUACGAGAAGAAUUCUCUUUCAUUCCUUCAGCAGCACUUGAUUUACUGGACCACAUGUUGACACUAGAUCCUAGCAAACGUUGUACAGCUGAACAGACCCUACAGAGUGACUUCCUUAAAGAUGUCGAGCUCAGCAAAAUGGAUCCUCCAGACCUACCCCACUGGCAGGAUUGCCAUGAAUUAUGGAGUAAGAAAAGGCGACGGCAGCGGCAAAGUGGUCUAUUGGUCGAAGAGCCACCUCCACCUAAAGCCUCUCGAAAAGAAACUAUCUCAGGGACAAGUGCUGAGCCUGUGAAGAACAGCAGCCCAGCACCACCUCAGCCUGCUCCUGGCAAGAUGGAGCCUGGGGCUGGGGAUGCAAUAGGCCUUGGUGACAUCACACAGCAGUUGAAUCAAAGCGAAUUGGCAGUGUUAUUAAACCUGCUGCAGAGCCAAACCGACCUGAGCAUUCCUCAAAUGGCACAGCUGCUUAACAUCCACUCCAACCCAGAGAUACAACAGCAGCUGGAGGCCCUGAACCAGUCUAUCAGUGCCCUAACGGAAGCUGCUUCCCAGCAGCAGGACUCAGAGUCCAUAGUCCCAGAGGAGUCUUUAAAGGAGGCACCCCCUGCCCCAGUGGUCCAGCCUUCAGCAGAACAGACAACCCCUGAAGCUUCAAGCACACCAGCUGACAUGCAGAAUAUGUUGGCAGUUCUCUUGGGUCAACUGAUGAAAACCCAGGAGCCAGCAGGCAACCUGGAGGAAAACAACAGUGACAACAAGAACAGUGGGCCACAGGGGCCCCGAAGAACUCCCACAAUGCCACAGGAGGAGGCAGCAGCAUGUCCUCCUCACAUUCUUCCACCAGAGAAGAGGCCCCCUGAGCCCCCCGGACCUCCACCGCCGCCACCUCCACCCCCUCUGGUUGAAGGCGAUCUUUCCAGCGCCCCCCAGGAGUUGAACCCAGCCGUGACAGCCGCCUUGCUGCAACUUUUAUCCCAGCCUGAAGCAGAGCCUCCUGGCCACCUGCCACAUGAGCACCAGGCCUUGAGACCAAUGGAUUACUCCACCCGACCCCAUCCCACCAGGACUUACGGAAACACUGAUGGGCCUGAAACAGGGUUCAGUGCCACUGACACUGAUGAACGCAACUCUGGUCCAGCCUUGACAGAAUCCUUGGCCCAGACCCUGGUGAAGAACAGGACCUUCUCCGGCUCUGUGAGCCACCUUGGGGAGUCCAGCAGUUACCAGGGCACAGGGUGGCAACAGCAACAGGAGGGAUGGCCCUGAGGAAUUUGGUAAUGUCCAUCAGUCACCUGACAUCUGGAGCCCUGGCAAAUUCAGUCUCUUUCACAGACUUUAAAGCCAGGUUUGAAGGGAGAUUUCCCCUGUCCAAACACUGUGCAAGACACUAGACGUGGUGGUCUACCAGCCCACUUACGUCCAUCCUCAAUGCCCAGAAGUGGGCAAGUCACCAACCUACAGUGCCCACUCCUGCCCUUUUUUCUGCCAGAUGUGAAAAUGGAGACUCAGAGAAGGGAAGUCAGUUGAAUCCUGUCUUGGAGUUGCUUUGUGUGUCUGGAUUUGGACAGUUCCUGGGAACACAGGGGCAGUGUGUCCCAUUGGUUGGGGAGAGAUCUGGAUGUCUGAACCUCCCACCUUGACACCUCGAAGGCUAUCGUGCAGAUCCCCUCUCUAGCUCCGCAAGCCAUGGAGAAGGUGAAGGAAGGCAGUUCAGAGGUGGCAGUGCCAUGAUGUCCAUCAGCACCAGGGAGAGAAGCCACGGAGAAGAAACAGUGACCAGAGAGGGGGCCAGGAGGAGAAGCGUGCUUCUGAAACAGCCUUCAGACCCUGUCCCCUCCCGCGCCCGCUCUCACACGCCGACAAGGCUGUGCACCCAAGUUGUGCCAGCUCUCCUGGCUGGUGAUCCUGCUUUGCCGUACAGGCAGCUGGCCCCCUGCUCCAGCACAGAGCACAUGCUGGGGUCUCUCACGCUUCUUUCCUCACUCAUCUCAGUGUGUCUGUGGUACAGAUUCCAAGGGAUGAAGGAGGGGGCUGUGGCCCUGCGAGUAGGAAGAUGGUGGGCUCGGGGCCCUUUGGGUGAGUAUCUGCCUGGCUAGAGCGGCUGUUGGGGGGAAGAAGGCUGCUGGCAGCUCAGCGGAAUCCAAGGUUCUGGUGACUCAUAGCCAUGGGGGUGGCUCAUGAAAACAGCAGAGGGGAAGGGGGCCCAGGCCUGUUGGAGCUCUCUUUUGCCCCAGAUCUCCCCUACUCUGAGCUCUGUAUUGUGGGGCAAGAGGAGGCCGCAGCUAAGAGAAAAGAGAGGGAAAUGGAAGAGAACUAGUAGGCGAGGCUGAGCAUUCCCAGGGAGAGGCUUCCUUGUGAGGAAAGGGUAGGAGAGGCCAGUCAUUCUUGCCCUACUGUAUCCGUGGCCUGCACAGAGGGGAUUGUGCUGAGGCCGCUCUGCACAUCUGGGCACCUUCCCAGAGAGGGACCUUCCAGGCAGACAUAGCUAUUCCUCCCUGCCCUCAUUCGCCUGUUCAGACCUCUGGGUACCCAGGUGACACCACAUGACUUAAAAUUUAAAAAGAAAAGGAAAGGAAAGCACUAUUAUAAGACCAGAGCCUGGAAGGCUUAUCACUUGGUCUCAGUAUUCUCUUUUCCGGAAACAGAGACCACGAUCUUCAAGGCGCUGAUUCCCUCCUCCCGAAGGGCAGGUGGGCAACGUGCGUCUCUUCUCCAGAUGACGUUCUCAAUCAGGGGGAUAGGGUACUGUGUUUGAGGUCACACAGCACGAGCAGAACAGGGCCAGAAGGUGGACCGGGAGAACCGGUGAUGCCUCUGACCACAGUCCCAGGAGCCUCCCUGUUUCAGCCAAAGGAAAUAGGGUUCUUGGAUAUCAGUAUAUCCAGAUGCAUAAUGGAUAUUCUCUUUCUAACCUCAGAGAAUAGGCUAAGAGGAGGCGGGUUUUCUGACAGAGCUUAAGUUUUCAUUUGCCUGUUUCUUUUCUCUUUUUUUGUUUUUGACCGCACCUGAGGCGUGUGGAAGUUCCCAGGCCAGGGAUCGAACCUGAGCCACAGCAGCAACCCAAGCCACAGCAGGAAAAAGCCAAUCCUUAACCCACUGUGCCACUUUAUUUGCCUAUUUCUAUUCCUUUCACUGCCGGUGGCUCUGCUGUCCAGCUGGAACGAGGGGCUGUCUGUCAGGAUGCUCCUGGGGAUCCAGGAACAGUUUUGAUUGGAGAAAGGGACAGACUAGCUACUCUUCCUAUAGGGAGAUGGGGCCAACUCCACUCCCCCAGCUCUCCCUGGCAGCAUCACAAACCCAGGGGCCCCUGUUAGAACACCCAUAAUAAAGCUCAGUCCUGGAGCUCCCGCUGUGCUGCAAUAGGCUUGGCGUCUCUGCCAGCACGCAGGUUUGAUCCCCUGCCCGGCACAGUGGGUUAAAGGAUCCUGCGUUGCUGCAGCUGCAAUGACGGUCGCACUGCAGCUCAGAUCUGAUCUGGGAGCUCAACAUGCUGGGGGUUGGCCAGAAAAGAAAACGAAAUAAAGCUCAAUCCUGAACAGAA
Phacochoerus africanus (Common warthog) is the source of this 7093-nucleotide messenger RNA. RefSeq names its product cyclin dependent kinase 12 (gene CDK12). Lineage: Eukaryota; Metazoa; Chordata; Mammalia; Artiodactyla; Suidae. The transcript has 18 exons. Gene Ontology annotation, biological process: transcription elongation by RNA polymerase II; positive regulation of transcription elongation by RNA polymerase II; protein phosphorylation. The record is from RefSeq and is a predicted model, not a curated record. The coding region runs from base 604 to 4818 and encodes 1404 amino acids. Gene Ontology annotation, cellular component: nucleus; cyclin/CDK positive transcription elongation factor complex. Gene Ontology annotation, molecular function: cyclin binding; ATP binding; cyclin-dependent protein serine/threonine kinase activity.